This is a messenger RNA of Ictalurus punctatus (channel catfish), 1527 nucleotides long. RefSeq names its product kelch-like protein 10. Bases 1 to 1527 code for a protein of 508 amino acids. Gene Ontology annotation, molecular function: protein binding. The record is from RefSeq and is a predicted model, not a curated record. The transcript has a single exon. Lineage: Eukaryota; Metazoa; Chordata; Actinopteri; Siluriformes; Ictaluridae.
AUGCUAAUAAAUGUUCUUUACUUAGUGUGGCCUACAUGUAAGCUGCUGAUCGCUGCUGAUUAUCUGUUGGUGAGCAGCCUGGUGAACGAGUGCUGCGCGUUCCUGAAGGCUCAGCUGUGUCCCGAGAACUGCAUUUACCUCUGGCGUUUUGCUCACUCCUACUUCUGCGAGAAGUUGAAGCAGCAGGCCUUCCGGUUUAUCUUGCACAACUUUGAGGAGAUGGUGCGCCUCUCUGAGGACUUCCUGGACCUGACGGUCGUGCAGCUGAGCGAGAUCAUCGAGAAGGAUGAACUGAACGUGAAACAGGAGAGCGUGGUGUUUGAAGCCGUCUUACAGUGGAUCAAACAUGCGCCAUGGAAACGGAAAGCACACAUAGGAGUGUUACUGCCCAAGGUGCGUCUGGGGCUACUGACACACGAUUACCUUAUGAACAAUGUGAGCAACAACGUUUUAGUGAUGGACGACAUGACAUGUAAGCCGAUCGUCACCAGAGUUCUGAUGGGCAUUGAUGACCUCAACCCAAGCCUUUCUCUCAGCUCUGAUCUCACGAGACUCCGCCUGCCCAGCGCUGUUCUGCUGGCCAUCGGUGGCUGGUACCAAAGGAAUCGCACCAAUGCCAUAAAAGCGUAUGAUACGCGAGCGGCACGCUGGGUAUGCGUCACGUGCUCCGAUGAGAGUCCACCGUCUGCCCAUCACGGGACGGUGUAUCUAAACGGCUUCGUGUACUGCAUCGGAGGAAUCGACAGUGAGGAUUUCCUCUGCAGUGUGAGAAGGUUUGACCCCAUCACCAGAAUCUGGGCUCAGGUGCACUCCAUGCACUAUUGCCGGUGUGACGUGAGCGUGUGUGUGCUGGACAGUCGUAUCUAUGCAAUGGGAGGAUUUAAUGGCUUCGAACAUCUGAAUACGGUAGAGCGAUAUGAACCUGAGAAUGAUCGGUGGUGCAUGAUUGCGCCAAUGCACGGACGAAUGAGCAGCUCUAGCGCUACAGUACUGAAUGGCAAAGUGUACAUAUGUGGAGGGUAUGACAUUUUCGGGUGUUUGUUCACGGGGGAGUAUUACAGUCCUCAGACGAGAGUGUGGACCCUCAUCACCCCCAUGAUGAUAAGAAGGUGUGGACUGGGCGUGGUCGCGUAUGGAGGAUGGGUUUACGCUGUCGGGGGAAAUGAUGGUGUUAAUCAACUAAGCGAUGUAGAGGUGUAUAAUCCUCAGACCAACGUGUGGACACCAGGUCCAGUCAUGAACAACCAACGCAGCCACUUCAGCAUUGAGGUGCUGGACGAUCUCCUGUUCGUUGUUGGAGGAGAGAACAGCACUACCAUCGUAGAUGAAGUGGAGUGUUAUGAUGAGCAGACUUUUGAAUGGCAUGCAAUUGAAAACAUGGGGAUUUCUUGCCAUGCUCUGAGCUGCUGUGUGCUGUCUGGUUUACCCAACAUGGCAGAGUACGCUGCUCCCCGAGACGAUCCCUACAGAGUCCCUCAGAGCUCACAGAGCACCAGAGGCUACCUCACACCUCCUGCCAACGUCUGA